Messenger RNA from Protopolystoma xenopodis, 306 nucleotides. Lineage: Eukaryota; Metazoa; Platyhelminthes; Monogenea; Polystomatidea; Polystomatidae. The record is from the annotation of a GenBank genome assembly.
CUGUUUUCUCUCACUUUUUUUUUCAGUUACAAUAAACUCUCCAGAGAAAUCAGAUCCAUUGCAGACAAACUCAAAGAACUUGAUGAAAACGAUCCUUGGCGGUGUGUUAUUCCAACUAAGAAAUCCUUACUUCUGGCUUCUAAAGUCAGUGCUUCCUCAUUCUGCCGACGGCGACUACCUUCGCUUCUUGUUCGGUCGCACAUGGCAGAAGAAUUGAAAGUUGCUGUAACAUUUAUCGAACAAGGUCACGUCCGUGUCGGCCCAGACAUUAUCCGUGAUCCUGCCUUCCUUGUAACCAGGUACUAA